Microtus ochrogaster (prairie vole) is the source of this 721-nucleotide messenger RNA. It is a transcript of the gene Tnni2, whose product is annotated as troponin I2, fast skeletal type. Lineage: Eukaryota; Metazoa; Chordata; Mammalia; Rodentia; Cricetidae. The record is from RefSeq and is a predicted model, not a curated record. Gene Ontology annotation, biological process: cardiac muscle contraction; skeletal muscle contraction. Gene Ontology annotation, cellular component: troponin complex.
CUGGUGAGCUCAGGCCUCCAUGCUGGGCCUCGUGCAAGACGGACACUGACAUCUUCACCUCUCUCUCCCUACAGGCUCAGAGCUUGAAACCUCAGGAUGGGGGAUGAGGAGAAGCGCAACAGGGCCAUCACGGCCCGGAGACAGCACCUGAAGAGUGUGAUGCUCCAGAUUGCGGCCACAGAGCUGGAGAAAGAGGAAAGCCGCCGUGAAUCCGAGAAGCAGAACUACCUGUCCGAGCACUGCCCGCCUCUGCAUAUUCCAGGCUCCAUGUCUGAAGUGCAGGAACUUUGCAAACAACUGCAUGCGAAGAUUGACGUGGCUGAGGAGGAGAAAUACGACAUGGAGGUGAAGGUGCAGAAGAGCAGCAAGGAGCUGGAAGACAUGAAUCAGAAGCUAUUUGACCUGAGGGGCAAGUUCAAGAGGCCCCCACUUCGGAGGGUGCGUAUGUCGGCUGAUGCCAUGCUGAAGGCGUUGCUGGGCUCUAAGCACAAGGUGUGCAUGGACCUGAGGGCCAACCUGAAGCAGGUCAAGAAGGAGGACACCGAGAAGGAGCGGGACCUGCGUGAUGUGGGUGACUGGAGGAAGAAUAUUGAGGAGAAAUCUGGCAUGGAAGGCCGGAAGAAGAUGUUUGAGUCUGAGUCCUAACUGCCCACUGCCCCACCCCACUCCACCACUGGGAGAGCACCCAACAGCCAGGCUGGGAGUACCUGGCCUCAUGCCA